This is a messenger RNA of Coregonus clupeaformis (lake whitefish), 6510 nucleotides long. Its product is annotated as volume-regulated anion channel subunit LRRC8C-like. The record is from RefSeq and is a predicted model, not a curated record. The coding region runs from base 3 to 2384 and encodes 793 amino acids. The transcript is spliced from 6 exons. Gene Ontology annotation, molecular function: protein binding. NCBI's taxonomy places the organism in Eukaryota, Metazoa, Chordata, Actinopteri, Salmoniformes, Salmonidae.
CCAUGAUUCCUGUGACGGAGUUCCGGCAGUUCUCAGAGCAGCAGCCACAGUUCCGGGUUCUGAAGCCCUGGUGGGAUGUGUUCACAGACUACCUCUCUGUGGUCAUGCUAAUGAUCGGGGUGUUCGGAUGCACCCUACAGGUGAGGCAGGACAAAAUCAUCUGCCUUCCCCAAAAAAUGUCCAUGCCCAACCAAACAAUACUCUUACCAAAUAAAACUGCUGUGCCGCCGGACGUGCACGAGAUGAUGGGCCGGAAAACCAACCUGGACUUCCAGCAGUACAGCUUCAUCAACCAGAUGUGCUACGAGAAAGCCCUGCACUGGUACGCCAAGUACUUCCCUUACCUGGUCCUCAUCCACACCCUCAUCUUCAUGGUGUGUAGCAACUUCUGGUUCAAGUUCCCAGGCUCCAGCUCUAAGAUAGAGCAUUUCAUCUCCAUCUUGGGAAAGUGCUUUGACUCCCCCUGGACUACCAGAGCUCUGUCUGAGGUGUCUGGAGAGAACCCAGAGGAGAAGGUAUUGUUGGACAACAAGAAGAGCAGAGCCAGUAGAGCGAUCCUUAACGUGUCUGUAGAGGGGAACCUGGACAACCUGGAGAAGACCCAGUCCCUCAAAUCCAUCCCAGAGAAGAUCGUAGUGGACAAGCCCACAGCCAGCGCCCUGGAUAAGAAGGAAGGAGAACAAGCCAAAGCUCUGUUUGAGAAGGUGAAGAAGUUCCGCCUGCACGUCGAGGAGGGGGACAUCCUCUAUGUUAUGUAUGUUCGCCAGACUGUUCUCAAGGUGUUCAAGUUCCUCCUCAUCAUCGCGUAUAAUAGUGCUUUAGUCUCUGAGGUGCAGUUCACAGUGAAGUGCAGUGUGGACAUACAGGACAUGACGGGAUAUAAGCAUUUCUCCUGUAAUCACACCAUGGCCCACCUGUUCUCUAAGUUGUCAUACUGUUACCUGUGCUUUGUGGCUGUGUACGGAUUCACCUGCCUCUACACUUCCUAUUGGCUCUUCUACCGCUCUCUGAAGGAGUACUCCUUUGAAUACGUGCGGCAAGAAACGGGAAUCGAUGACAUCCCAGACGUGAAGAAUGACUUUGCCUUCAUGCUGCACAUGAUCGACCAGUACGACCCACUGUACUCCAAGAGGUUCGCAGUGUUCCUGUCUGAGGUCAGCGAGAACAAACUGAAACAGCUAAACCUGAACCACGAGUGGACACCAGAGAAGCUACGUCAGAGACUGCUGACCAACCACAACAACAGACUGGAGCUGCAGCUCUUCAUGCUGUCUGGGCUCCCGGACACCAUCUUCGAGGUGACAGAGCUCCAGUCCCUGAAGCUAGAGAUCAUCAACAACGUAACCAUCCCAGCCUCCAUCGCCCAGCUGGAAAACCUCCAGGAGCUGUCUCUGUAUCAGUGUUGUUUAAAGAUCCACACCACAGCCACUUUCUUCCUCAAGGAGAAACUCAAGGUGCUCAGGGUGAAGUUUGAUGACAGCAGGGAGCUGCCUCAUUGGCUGUACCACCUGCGGAAUCUAGAGGAGCUCUACCUCAUUGGCUCACUGAGUCCUGACUCUUCGAAGAAUGUGGUUCUGGAGUCCCUGAGGGAGCUGAAGCAUCUGAAGAUCCUCUCGCUCAAAAGUAACUUUACAAAGAUCCCCCAGUCCAUCGUGGAUGUGUCCAGCCACCUGCAGAAGCUGUACAUCUACAAUGAUGGAACCAAGCUGGUGAUGCUCAACAACCUGAAGAAGAUGGUGAACCUGACUGAACUGGAGCUGGUGCACUGUGACCUGGAACGCAUCCCACAUGCUGUCUUCAGCCUCACGAACCUACAGGAGUUGGAUCUGAAGGAAAACAACCUGCACUCCAUUGAGGAGAUAGUCAGCUGCCAGCACCUUCGCAAACUGACGUGCCUGAAACUCUGGCACAACAAUAUCUGCUACAUCCCAGAACACAUCAAGAAGCUGGGAAGCCUGGAGCGCCUCUACUUCAGCCACAACAAGAUAGAGAUCUUGUCCCCGCACCUGUUCUUAUGCAACAAGCUUCGUUACCUGGACCUGUCCAACAACGACAUCCGGUUCAUUCCGCCGGAGAUCGGCGUCCUACAGAGUCUUCAGUAUUUCUCUGUCACGUGCAACAAGAUCGAGAACCUUCCAGACGAGCUCUUCUUUUGCAAGAAGCUCAAAACCCUCAAGCUGGGCAAGAAUAUGCUGUCGUUGCUCUCACCAAAGAUCUCAUACCUGGUUCUAUUGACACACCUGGAACUGAAGGGCAACCAUUUUGAGCUCCUGCCUCCAGAGCUGCGGUUCUGCCGGGCGUUGAAGCGUGGCGGCCUAGUGGUGGAGGACGUCUUGUUUGAAACCUUGCCUUCUGAUAUCAGAGACAAAAUUAAGGCUGAGUGAAAUGCUUUACAGUAUCUGUGCAAAAGGCCCUGCGAUACACUAGCGUCCUGUCCAGGGGGUGUACUUGUACAUCAAGCUGCCUCACACUCGAUAAACAGGAGAUUGGCUCCUGCCCUAUGGGCCAUUCUGGCUUGGACAAGCCAACUUACAUGUCUGUGCAAAAAGAAAAUGCCAAUUUUGUCUUAAUCUGACAAUCAUAGUCUAACAAAAUACUAGAUUUUACUGUAUACUUAGCUUAUCAUGAUCAAACUCUAAGCACUAACCCUUAGUUCGUUCAAGGGAACAGUUGUGAUAUUCAUGGGUGUAUGUUUUUGAGUAUUAUGUCUGUGUUACUUUAUGACAGAAGGAAAUAUGGCUUUGUGUUGUAAUUAAAUGGUUCUUAACAAUAUAAUUAGUCACAGGCAAGGUAUACUUAGCCCUGGUACCAGUCUGUUUGUGCCAGGGGAGAACAACAGCCCCUCUCAUUGAAGCCACGGAAGUUCAUGGCUGACUGCGGUUCUGCAGGCAUUAUUAGCAGAAAACAGGAUCCCCAUUAUAGUGAAUGGAAAAAUGUAAAUCUUCGUGGUCAAUGCGCUAUUUCAUCUUCAUGUAGGAAUGAAUGGUGUCAUGUGAUCGAUGGCUUUGUCCAUUCAUAUAUACAGUCAUUUAUUUGUGCUAAUAUUCGACUGCUUGUACUCAUAAUGUUUUGCAUGACAUGGAGUGGCAAGGAGUGGAAUGAUAGCACAAACAGAUCUGGGACCAAGCAAAGGUAUACUGUCCAUCAGGAUAUCAAUUACUAGAUUGCUUGUUUUUGUAUUGUCGAUACUGUUAUUUAUUACACUGUACUGUAUUAUGCAGUUUGUCGAGCACAAGCUUCAUUCAUCAUAAACUGGAUAGAAUGUAGGCUUAUAAUUACAAAGAUAGAAUGUACACUAGAAUGGAAAUUGUUAAGAGUUCUGUAGUCUGUGGGGUAUAAGUGGGAGAAGGCACUCGUGGCAGGUGUGACCUCUAACCAGCUCUAUGGCCAGGGACAAAAACAGGCUGGUUUGAGGGCACCUCCUUUCUAUUCGGGCAGAGACGAUAUAGAAAGCGAGAAAUCCCACUCCCUAAUUUUUUCUGAUCAGGGCGGAGCCACUCUGGUCUACUUAUUGCCCCCACCCCACGGAAGGGGGUGCCCCAGAGACUGUAGGGAAAGGAGAUAUCUCACUGGCUCAUUUUUUUCUGGUCGGGGUGGGUGGAGCAAGUGGGAAGGCGACAGCUGUUCCUUCUUUCUUGUGAGCAUGCCAGAUAUUAUUGAGGCAGUGAGCUCACACGGGAAAGCAUGCUUAAAGUAUUUUUAGCAUAUUUCAGCAUAUUAACGUAUGUGCUAAUAUGAAUCUACUGGUAUAGUGUGGAUAUCUUUGAAUGCAUCAAUGUUAACUCUUUAGGGACUAUUGGAGUGAAUCAUUGGAGUGAAUCUGACUUUAAGGCCAUGAGAAUAUUUUUUUUAUGAUCAGUGUUACAUAGUUAAUUGUUAAUAGUUUCCUUAUUGUUUAAGAUAUAAAUGUCAAACUUAACAUGGUUCUUCAUGGUAAUGUCUUUGAUGACCCUAAAAAGUUUUAAGUUGAUAGGCCAUUGUGAAGUGCAUUUACAAAGGAUUUAAAUGGACGGACACAUAAUUUAUUUACUCACACAUCUCCAAACCAAUCCCUUAGCUUUUCUCAACCUAAGUUAAGAGAUGUACCGUGUUCUCCAAAAUUUCCAAGAGGGAGGGAAAUCUAUCCUGACGGAUCUUAUGGGUUCUUAAGGCAAAUUGUUUAGCAUGAGAAACGACACCUACGUAGAAAGUUUCAAGUCUCUAGGUCAAACGGGGCAGCGGAUAUGAGGGAUAUGUCUGCCAAAUUAGAAAAAAUGUAACAAUUUAUGCUUGAAUUAUUUGACCAUGUCAAGAAAGAAACAAAUCUAAAAAUAACAAUAGGUUUCACCGCUUUGCUGUGAACCCCUAAUUUUACUCUUGAGAAAAUAUUCCAUAACUGCAGGUGGGAGUAAAUCACCAACCUUGGCUUUAUACCUGUUAAAACAACACACUAUAGGUGGCAGUAUGCAACCUUUCAGUUUGUUUACCAACUCACUUCAAGUAGGGCUGAGCGAUAUAUCGGAUUAAUUAGAUUAAUUCAAAUUAAUGUUUUAGCGCAAUGUUCCUGUAUCACAAGAAGCAAGUAAUUUUUUAUGAGUGUUUGUCUUUUUGGUCUCGUCUCCUUCGCUCCUUCUGUGCUGGGUGCACUGUGCACCUUCCCACUCGCACACAGACAACAAGCCCCUGUCACUCACAACAACAAAGACGAAAGAUCACUUCCUCUCUGACAACAAGCAGUUUCAACUCACUAUUUGCAUUAGAUUUUUGGUCCAACAGAACCGGUCAUAUGGACACCAAAAUGCUUUGAGACAUUAUUUUACUGCAAUAGAGGAGAACCUUAACCCUUAAUAACCUUUUUAUGUCUCCUCAAUUUGUGCAAAGAGCAGACCCUACUAAAACAGGAGUAUAAAUGAGCAUUGAUUCUAGAAAACUAAGACGCCGUAAUGGGACAUACUGUAUACAAUGUUUCGUCCUCUAACUAUCUGUAUGGUACCAAUAUCAAGUCAAGUAGCCAUUUUGAAUAAUUGAUCAGUUUUUUUCUGUUACAUGUAGUUGCUAAUUGACAGAUUUGAAUCACUGUUCACACCUUUUAAGCGUUUUCUUAUAUUAUGCUAAUAAAGGCCUGUUUUUUAUGGCUAUUGUAUUGCUGCGUGAAUACUUUUCAUGAGCUUUAUAUUGUUUGUUUGCCUGCCAUAUGCUAUGCUAUGUAGCCACCGCUAGACUACUCUAGCUUUGGCCUUCUAUGCCACAUGCUAUUUCAACCUCUUUGCCAUUAGAUUUGUUGUGUUGCUGCUAUAUUUAUGUAUAGUUUUACUCAUUUACAUUGUAUUUGUAUAUUGUCAUUGCAUUGAUAUUCAUAUUAUACAAGUUAACAGCCAAUUAAUUAUGCACAUUAUUGCGUGCUAUUAUUUGUACCUUUCCUUUGUAGAUAAACCACACAUACCUACGUACCAACAACUCGAGACCUCGGGACUAUAAGGUUCUAACUGGCAUUUUGUUAAAAAUAAUUAUUCACAUAGAGUUGCUAUUUUAGAGGUCCUUCACUUGAGAUAUGUCAGAUUUGUGAAAAAGUAAAUUUACGAUUAAAAACAAUAUAAACCAGAAAGUUCUAUCUGCGCAGACACCUUUGAACUUGGUGCUAUACGGUUCUAUCUGCAAUCCAAUCACACAAUGCUGGGUUGUCAAUAAAAAAAAAUUGUAUGUAAGGUGAUGUACUUUUUGAAUCAUGAAAGAGGAAGACAUCACAAAGCAGUUCUAAGAUCUGGGACUUUAAAAAUACUCUAUCUCAAAACCAUACAUUUUGCAGAUAGAACCUUAUUACCCCAAAUCCUUGAUUAUUAUAUUAUAUUUUUUUAAACAUAUUUUUUAUUUUUUUAUUUUUUAAAUUCAUAUCAUAGGUUCUGGUCCUCUUUCGCAAUUACUUUACACUUUUUCAGAAGAAUGGCUAUUUAUGGUAUAAAUAAAUACAUACAGGUGCCUAAGACCAUUUUUCAGGCCCAUUGGAGAGGCAUUGCUGUUUUUGUCUUGUUCUAUAUCAGGGAUGGGCAGGCCCGCAGAUCUCAUUCAGGGUCUCAACUUAAUGUUGAGAGUUAGAAUAGUAGAAUACACAAGGUGCAAUUUCGAAAUUUGGUUGUGCAUCAGCAGUCUUUUCAUGUUAUGUCAGUCAUUGGAAGUCACUCAAUUAGCCCAUGUCGGCUAAAAUAUUUUCGAUUGGUAAGUUAGUCUAACCAGCUACCUAAACUUGUAGUAAUCAUGGUCGAAUUACCGCCCCAUUGAUUUUGUUAGUUACUCUCGACUGAUAUCAUAUUAAAAAACUGCAAACAUUUCUCUCCACCCUAUGGCAAAAUGUGUAGAAUUGCAGGAAAUUAGCUGUAGAAUCUACCUGCAGUCAAAUGACCUAGUGGCCUCCAUGGGUGGAAUGUUAUUAAUAUUUCUCAACAUUAAUCAACAUUAUUUUAAAAACCCGCUGGAAAUCCGGUGUUUCUAUGUCAAACGGUUUUGUUAUAUUUCAGUCUUCUGUGAUGUAUAUAA